UGUGAUGCACCCCUGAGCAUGAAGCAGCUGUCAACACACGGCCUACAAGAACAACAACAGCUGAACUGACAGCAGCGCCGAAGCAGCAGCAACGAAAAACAUUUUACAGAAUGGGCAACGCUCUCAAUCAUUACAUGAAACCAGACGUGGUACCCGGGCCCGAUGUGGUGCCUAGCUUUGAUCCCAUGCUGGGCUUUGAGACGCGCAAGGAACGCGUCAUGAUUGCCACUAAGGAGGAGAUGGAAUCGGCGAAACUGCCACUGGAGGAUCGUGACUAUUGUGCCCACAAGCUGAUCGCCUAUCAGUCGUGCCGCGCCGACAAGUUCCCCUUCGUCUAUCAGUGUGCGCACGAGAAGCACGAUUAUCUCACCUGCGAAUACGAGGAUUAUGUGCUGCGCAUGAAGGAAUUCGAACGUGAGCGUCGCCUGCUCGAGCGUCAAAAGCGUCUGAACAAGGCCGCUUAAGGCUCGCGUGGAGUUCGUCAAGUGUUCAGUUCAGUUCAGUUAAGUCGAUUGUUGGUCGGGACGGGGGGCAGUUGAUAUCCAUGAAAUCCACAUACAAUCUACAUCAACACACAGAUGAGAAUGCGACAACAACAACAACACUGCGCCUGCCCGUCAAGCAAGCGAAGGAAAUUUCAAUAAAAUAACAUGCCUAGUAAUAAUAUG
Drosophila nasuta is the source of this 668-nucleotide messenger RNA. It is a transcript of the gene ND-B18, whose product is annotated as NADH dehydrogenase (ubiquinone) B18 subunit. The record is from RefSeq and is a predicted model, not a curated record. The transcript is spliced from 2 exons. NCBI's taxonomy places the organism in Eukaryota, Metazoa, Arthropoda, Insecta, Diptera, Drosophilidae. Gene Ontology annotation, cellular component: mitochondrion; respiratory chain complex I. Bases 111 to 464 code for a protein of 117 amino acids.